Molecule: messenger RNA, 1471 nt
Organism: Botrytis cinerea B05.10
Lineage: Eukaryota; Fungi; Ascomycota; Leotiomycetes; Helotiales; Sclerotiniaceae
Exons: 1
Coding region: 227-1129 (300 amino acids)
Biological process (GO): mitotic DNA damage checkpoint signaling; nuclear DNA replication; mitotic DNA replication checkpoint signaling
Cellular component (GO): spliceosomal complex; nucleus
Molecular function (GO): nucleic acid binding; zinc ion binding
Source: RefSeq, a predicted model, not a curated record
GAAACUUGAAGAGCUCGAUUGAAAAUCUUAGGGAGCUUCAGCCUCGACAAAUGCAUCAUCACUACUUACUGACUUUGCAAGUAUCCUCACCUCUCGCUCACAGGAUAAUUCAAGAAUAUACGCCUGGAAUACAACAAUCAGUACAUAGCAAAUCACUCUGUCCUUGAGUAUUGCCAAUUCUUCAUCAUAUGGUUUAGCAAUCUCUACCAAAAUCAUCACGAUAAUUAUGGCAGACGUUCGUUCACUUCUCAAAAAUGAGAGAGCUGCUCGUCGCAUCCAGCAUCAAUAUGCUGGAUAUUCGACUGCCGGUAAUUUGAUGUGCCUCGUCUGCCAUUUACAAAUGAAGAGUGAAUCAUUAUGGGAAGGACAUCUACGAUCACCAGGACACAUUUUACGUCUCUCGAAACAACAAGAAACAGAACGUGAACGUAAUGCGACAGCGGACACAAACAGCAACGACGGAAUUAGUAAAAAGAGGAAAUUGGACGAUGAGGAUGAGGAUACGGACAUGGAAUAUGGUACACAGAAGAAGCGCAGUAAAGCUACACCUAAUGCCUUGGAAGGAUUUUUUGUUCCAGCGGAAGACUCGUUGAACGAAAGAUCUGAAUCACCUUCAAAACCCGCGAUACCUCAUGAUUUGCAAAUUCCUUCUCGUCCUGCAACACCAGCGAAACCAACCAAAUCCCCACCUCCAAUUAAACAAACCACUAUAGAUGAAGACGAAUGGGCUGCAUUCGAGGCAGAUAUCGCCGCUGCGGAUGUCCCAACAGAAGUCGAAUCGGAAGCUGUCAUAUUUGCACCUGCAAUGACUGCGGCGGAAGUGGAAGCUCGAUCAGCUGAAGAAGAGAAGGCACGGAGAAAGGAGAAGCUCGAAGCUGAGGUAGAGGGAGAUAAAGAGGAUGCCAGUAGAAAGUUGCAAGAAGAAUUCGAGGAAAUGGAAGGCUUGGAACAGAGAGUGAAGCGGCUCAGAGAGAAGCGAGAAGCUUUGAGGUCGAAAGAAAAGGAAGCGAUCGCAACAGUACCAAUACCAACAGAAGCAAAUGCAGCAAUUGCAGCCAAUGAUGAAUUAGACGACGACGACGACGAUGAUGACGAUGAGGAUGAUUGGGAUGGAUUCAGAUUAAGAUAAUAAUCAAGUCUGGAUUUGUACUAAUACGGAGGCUGGCAAUAACGAUGUUUAAUAUUGUCUUAUUAUACCCUAUCCUAUUUAAUAAAGCAGGACAUCUGCUCCUCGGUUAUGAGGAUGUACAAUUGAAUACCUUCAAUUCUAAUCUGGAAAUAGUCCUAUUCAUAUACUGAAGAAGUGAAGUGGGAUUAUUAUGCAUAACAUGCAGUUUAUGUUUAGCAAGUGCUAAGUUCAAGAUAUAGUUCAAUCAAAUGCUCAUUGUCCCACGAUUAUCAACUGAGAUGUUUUCCAGAAAAUUAUUUGCUGUACAUUUUCGCGUCCAGCGCAUAUUUAUCGAUGAGUCCA